GAAAAAAUAUUGACCGUACGAGGGGGUAUCCUGCGGUCCAUUUGGGGGUUGCGGAGGUGAAACAUAACGGUCGACUGAUUGUUAGGAGCAGCGGGCGGGCAAGGAGGGUUAUGAGGCGGCGGGUGAAUACCCUCCUCGUCACGUACGGGAUCAUUAGUUGGAUAUCCUUGGUCCCGUUGGCCAACCCUAUCCGAUAGCGGUGAUCCUCGUGCUUGACAUCAUUAUCCUUGGAUGCUGCGGAGCGCCAACGCAAUCCGAUCAUACUUCGUCGCGGGCGCCUUCAUAGUUUGAUCUUUUCGAUACUGCUUCUCGCACUUUUGCCUCUUCUUUGCCUUUAUUUCCGUUUUGUUUGUAUUUAUCUAACGUUGUCUCCUGGCAAUUCAACAACUUACUCAUUCAAUAAUUCUGCGAAAGUUGUGACAGUGCGCGAAGUUGUUUGUAAUAAGAUAAUAACUAAUCGUAAUCAACUUAAUUGUUAUGGUGAUCUAGUGACUUUCGACUUCGACAUUGUGGAUUGCGAGGAAUUGUGAAGGGUAAGCUGAUGUGAUUAAAGAAUGGCAUAAUUCGGUUGAUAAAAAACACAUAAUGAAUUAAUUUCUAAAUACAACUUUGAAUAACUCUGGCAGUGAUAAAUAGAAUUGAUGACUAUGGUGAAGAAGAAAAAUUGAUUGGAUAUAUUUUUAAUUGACUAUCGUUUGUACGGAAAGAAUUGGUGAUAAGUGUUUACGCGUAAAUAACAAAACGUUCUGAAAACAAUUUUAAUUUCUUUGUUGUAUUUGAUUGUUUUCUUUAAGAAUACAUUAAUAUCUGUGUUAAAUAACGAAGAAAAUUAAUAUUAAUCAUUUCCCGACGGCUAUAUAAUUGGGCAGUAUUCAGAAAAAAUAUUGAAAUAUAAUAAGUCUUAUAAACAUUUCAAAAUGGAGACGAGCGAUCCGUCGGGUAGACUAACAACUGAAGACUUAUCGGAUUGCAUAAGUGAUAGCAGUCAUUCGGAAUCUCAAUUAAGAGCAUUUCAAAAUUAUGAACGGAUCAAGGAGUUAAAUCUAUCCAUUGAUAAAACUAAAGAAGAUACAUCGACAGAACCAAAGGAUUUUCAUCUUAAUCUUGAAAGCGGCGAUAGAACGUCUCUUCGAUUCAAUGAGUUUUCCUGCGAAAACUCAACUAGAAAUCUGGCUAUGACGUUGAAUAAAACCAAGGAUUUUGGUUUCUCUACGAAUAAUUUGACUGAGAUUAAUUAUCCGCUGGAUAGAUCAAACGAGAAUGAGGAAUCGGCUGACGCUGUAACGCUUUGCAGAUCAAAAAAUUCCAGUGCUAAGAACGUGCUGUUUAAUCUGCGUGAAAACAAGCAAAGAAGUCCUCAUACGUCGUUAUCUUCCUUGGACAGGUACAGCAAGGAUCUCAACUUUGUAGUGGAAAAGGAAAUGAAGGACUUUGGUUUACUCAAGAACUACAAUCUCGAUCGUAUGAAAGAGUUUAAUUUUUCUCUGGACAGAAUGAGGGACACUCACAUUAGCAGUCUGGCCCUCGAAAGAUUGCGUGGUGGCGCCGGCCUGCUGGAAAAUUCGAGCAUGCUGGAUCACAAAGAAUUCAGGAACUUGCAAGUACAGCCGAGGAAUUCCGAUCUCGAAGCCAUAGCUUUGGAGCGCAUGAGACGCUCGCAUUUGCUUGGCACGGAAUUGUCCGCACAAAAUUUGUCGACGCAAGUGCCACACUCGCACUCGAUUACGCACAUGCAGCAUUCUCAACAACAACAGCAACAACAAGCGAAGUCCUUUACCAUCGACGCGAUUCUGGGUCUAAGGAAUAAUCAGCGAGAAAAACGAAGUCAACAACAACAAUACAGAAAGCAUCAAGGUCAAGAAAGCUCAACAAAAAACGGCAGUUCGAGUUCCAGUUCUGGUGGGGGCGGCAAAGUAAAAAGGGUGCGAACAAUUUUUACGGCGGAACAAUUGGAACGUCUGGAGGGUGAAUUUGCACGUCAGCAAUACAUGGUGGGCCCCGAAAGAUUAUAUUUGGCUCACGCACUUCGAUUGACUGAGGCCCAAGUCAAGGUUUGGUUCCAGAAUCGUCGUAUCAAGUGGCGAAAAUUACAUCACGAACAACAAAGUCAGAGAGUACAUGAGUUUCAGCGUACAUUAAAUUCUUCGUUAGAGCACGAAGACAGCAACGAAACCGACAAAUGGUGAAACAGAAAACCACGAUCUAUGCGCUUCUAGAUCGUGAUUGUCACCUCGUUCCUUCUUCCUGCUCUCCCUUUUCGUUAUCCGGAAACCGAGAAGUUAUUCUAUACAGAUGUAGUUAUAGAUAAGAUUUCAAAUGUGCAAUUGUUAAUCUCCUGAAGAAGUCAUUUUUUAAUUACUUUUUAAAGAAUAUUCAUGUUCUUUCUUUCUUCACUCUCAUCUUUGCGCUAAUUAUUGUACCAGUCUUAAUAUUGCACCAGGAAGUUUCAAUGUUUUUUGAAGAAAUUGUAUAUGCAUUGCAAAUAGUGACAAAAAGAUUUACUGCAAAAAGAUAUUAUUAAUUGUACUAACUAAUUUUUUAUUUUUUAAAACAUUUCUUUCAUUAGCUUGCUUCAUUAGCUAGCUUAACUUAAAAUUUCCAAAUCAAACGUACAAUAUUUUAUUUAAAAAAAAAAAAAAAUUGUAAAUUUACUCGCGUGAUCAACAAAUUGCUAUAAAAAUGCAAAGUAU
Messenger RNA from Monomorium pharaonis (pharaoh ant), 2690 nucleotides. RefSeq lists its product as uncharacterized. Gene Ontology annotation, molecular function: DNA binding; DNA-binding transcription factor activity, RNA polymerase II-specific. NCBI's taxonomy places the organism in Eukaryota, Metazoa, Arthropoda, Insecta, Hymenoptera, Formicidae. Gene Ontology annotation, biological process: neuron differentiation; central nervous system development; regulation of DNA-templated transcription. The transcript is spliced from 2 exons. The coding region runs from base 918 to 2186 and encodes 422 amino acids. The record is from RefSeq and is a predicted model, not a curated record.